ACAGGCUAAGGGCGAACUCUCCCCGCCCUCUUUCCACCCGAAUCAUCCCUCCCUCAAGGUAGAAAACAGAGCACUUCCUAGUUGAGCACGAGAAGGAGCGUGGAGCUGGGAGAAGCAGGAGGGAGGGAGCGAAAGCCAGAGGAGCGAGAGAGAGAGAGAGGGGGGGGGGGUGGCGAGCGGGCGAAGAGGAAAGAGCGAACAGGAAGAGGAUGGCAGGGAAAAGGAACUGCUGAACGGGGCCGGGGACCGUCGCCUGUCAGGUAUUGAGGGAGGCGCUCGAAAGUGCACGGACCUGCGGGUUUUCCUUUAUUGCCCCCCAUCCCCACCGCUCGCUCCUCCAAGACGCUGCUGCACCGACUCCAAGCAGGCACUGAUUCUCCUCAGUGUGGUCUUGUAUGCUUUGGACAAAGGCGCCUGGUGAGGGGCACCAUCACCUGAACAGCUGAAACUUCUUUGGCAUCCUUUGUUAUGUUAUUGGACUUGGGAUCUCUUCCCAGUGAGAGCUGCAUAUCCUCAGUGACUCAUUUGGAUUCAUGAGACUCUCAUAGCUGGGACACCUUCCUGAGUACAUUCUUCAACUCCUUGCCUGAAGGUGAAAAUCAUAUUAUUUGAAAACACCUGAAAAGUACCUGUUUGCUAGGGAAUGCAAACAUUUUUUUUUUAAAAAAAAAACCUUUGUUAGUUUUUGUCUCAUUCCUCUCCCCUGGUCUUUAUCCAGAUAGCAGGGCUUCCUUUUUUCUUUCUUGUCCUAAAUCUGAAGUAGCUCAGACAGGUUGUUUUUCGUUCCUAUAAGCUUUUGAUGUGGCCCUGCCCCAUAGCAUUCUUUUUUGUGAAGAAGCAAGAGGAGAAACGUGUUUGUGUAUACACUUCCCCCCUUUAAAACUUUUUGUUUGUUUACUGACAUGAAGGAUCUUGCUCAAUGAAGAAAGAGAAAGCCCUGGGAAACGGUUGGGCAGCUUGAGCUGUAGAGGAAGUUUCUUGGUUUAAAGGGCUGCAUGAGCCACUUAAUCUACUAAGGAAAUGAAAAGAUUUUCAAAUCCUCCUCUUUAAAUCUGCUGCUUCUGGGGGAGAGGUUAAAGGGAAAGGGUUAGGUUGCCGUGAGUUGCAACCAGCUUUUGACAGGCUUAGCAAAGGGUGAAAAACAAAACUGCAAAGCUGGGGCUCCGUAGCGAGAUGAACAUGUUUUUGGGGGCAUGUGGGGAAGGCUCUGAGACUCUCCUGCAUGGAGAAUUUGGUGCCCACCCCCCAAAGGGGACCCGCUUUGCCCUCAGCCUCACACGGACAGAGUUGCAUAUCCAGCGCCUGGUGCCCAAGCCGGAUACAGAUCAUCGGACGGUGUUGCAGCUGAUUGAUGUGGUGGGGUGCCACACAAUGCGCAGCCACACAAUUGCAAACCAGUCAGCUUUCUUCAGUGUCUACGCUUACCCGCUGAAGAAGAGGAAGGUGGCGGUGAGCUCUGGGCGGGUGCGGCAGCGGACUGCGAGGACCUUUCAGGUGGAUAGCGCAGAGUGCUAUGAGGAUAACCUAAAAGUGGCGGAGAGGUGGGCAGCUGCCAUCAAGUGCCUGGUCUUGGGGAUCCCCAUCUCGAGUGAAACAGAGAUCAGCCGCAGCCUCCUGCCCCGUCCCCGUCGCCUGCUCCUGCUGCUGAACCCCUUUGGAGGCAAGGGCAAUGCCCUGCAGUGGUGCCAGAAUCACAUCCUCCCCAUGAUCACGGAGGCUGACAUCGGCUUCAACUUGAUCCAGACAGAGAGACAGAACCAUGCCCGGGAGCUGGUACAGAACAUCAACUUGGCUGAGUGGGAUGGCAUUGUGUCCAUUUCAGGAGAUGGGCUUCUAUAUGAGGUUAUUAAUGGCUUAAUGGAACGGCCGGAUUGGGAAGAAGCUAUAAAAAUGCCCCUAGGUAUUCUCCCUUGUGGGUCUGGAAAUGCAGUAGCUGCAGCCAUAAACUUCAGAGCUGGGUUUGAGCAAACCUUGGGCCAGGAGCUGCUCACAAGCUGCACCCUCCUGCUUUGCCACGGCGCGGUGACCCCCUUGGACCUGGUGUCGGUCACAACCGCAUCGGGCUCCCGUUCCUUCUCCUUCCUGAGCGUGGCCUGGGGCUUCAUCUCCGACGUGGACAUUGAGAGUGAGAAGUUCCGGCACAUCGGACCGGCUCGCUUCACCUUGGGGACAAUGGUCCGCCUGGCCGCCUUGAACACUUACCGGGGGCGCCUCUCCUACCUGCCCGCCCCGGAGGGCACAGCCCACCGCCCCAUCUUGCGCAGCAUCACCAUGGCGGCUAACGGGAGCCUCCCCUUCCAGCACGGGCCGCUCCACCGCACAGUCUCUGACCUGGGCCUGUGCAAGGAACGCCACUCCCUCUGCUUCCAGGAGGUGGAGCCUUCCGACGAGCCCACCCCCUCGCCCAGCUCCCCACCCUCUUCCUCCAGCUUCCACUCUUCCAGCUUCAGCUUCGAGAACCUGCCGGAGGAGCUCGUGGCUGACUGCAGGGAGACGCGGGAGGCCGGGCUGCCCAUGACCGCACCUGCCGUCUCGCUUUCUCCCCAGCAGGUGCACGGCCCCCCCGACGAGUUCCUGGCACCUCUGGACCAGCCGGUGCCCAAGUCAUGGGUGACAGUGGAGGAGGACUUUGUCUCUGUGCUGGCCAUCUAUCAGUCUCACCUGGGAGCCGACCUGUUCAUGGCACCCUUUGCCUGCUUCAACGACGGCCUCAUCCACCUUUUCUACAUCAAGGCAGGCAUCUCCCGGGCAGCCCUGAUCCGCUUGUUCUUGGCCACGGAGAAGGGCACUCACUUUGACAUGGAGUGCCCGCAUUUCAUCCACAUUCCCGUCCGGGCCUUCCGCAUCGAGCCCCUCACUCGCAAGGGCAUCCUCACCAUUGACGGAGAGAGGGUGGAGUACGGACCCAUCCAGGGGCAGAUCCACCACGCGGUGGCCAAUCUAAUCACCGGCGUGAACCAGGUGAAGAUCACAGCGUUCUGACCCAGGAUGCGGGAGCACUUUGCAGAUCUGACGUAACUUUCGUUCUCUUCUGCCCCUUUGCUGCAAAGAGGGACCCUGAGGCUUGGGGUCGGGGGUACUGUCUGUGUGGGUAGUGGGUGGGCGUUCUGACUUGCAAUGCCCCCUCCAGCCACCAGAUGGCAAGCUGCUUAAAACCUCCCUCUGCUCUUCUCGGCCUUGGCACACACAUACCAUAUAUUCCUUUAAUGAGCCUUUGGGUGGCAGGUCUUGGCCACUCCCCAUGAUCCUCUGCUGCUGUCCAUGCAACAGUUUGAAUGUUGACCUCCUCCUUCCUUCCUUCCUCACCCACUUGCAAAGGCCUGGUUUUGCCAACCUGUUUUGCAUCUCCCAUCAAGAAGGAGCAGCUUGGCUACAGGACCCUUGGUGUGGUUUGGGUCGAGAAGUGAUGUAGCCUUUCCUCCCCUACAAGGACCCACCACCCUCUCCACCUUGUUCCUUUUAGGGGAGGCCUUCUAUUCCACUUUUCCAACCACUUGCCCCAUAGACGGGGGACACCUCUGUGGUGUACCCUGCUUGCCAGUCUGGGGCAGUAACACUGAAGACUCCCCUCCCUUUGCAGCUCAUGGUUCAGGACCGUGUCUGAAGUGAUGGGGAGAGAGAUGCUGGUGUGGGUUGGAGAAAUGAGUGGGGCACUGAGUGGGCUGGGGAAAUGCACAUUCCACACCAACUUUCCUUCAAGCCGUGGGACCAAGAGUCGUGUCCCAAUUUCUCAAUUUCUAGUGUUGUUCUCUCUCUCUCUCCAUUCACAAGAAGCCACUUAGAGAACACUAACCCUUCCUUGCUGCUCCUCGUCUUUCCACGGUCCGCUCAGCCGGGGUGGACGCAGGGUGGGGGUGUAUGUGAAAGCAGUGAGACCACUGUAGCAGGGAGCCGAAUGUACGAGGCAGCCCACAAAACACUAACUUCUAUUUGACACCACCACCCCUCCUUUUAAACCCUUAACAGAACCGAAGGCAGCCGUUUUCCCUCCUCUCUUUGUUUACCCUGGGAAGGGAGAUCUGCCAUCUUUCUUUGGAGUUGUGUUUGGUUCUUCGGCCACCUCUCCUGCAGGGGGUGACCAAGGACAUUAAGGGCAAGGAAGGGACCACUUUCUCGACAGCCUUCUAAGGCUCAUUUCUAGCCAGCCGGAGGUGUAGUGAAAGGGGAUGGGACUGACCCCCAACCCCUGCACUGAUGACCUCCCAAAUCUGGCGCUCUCAAGGAAUAAACUUGAUGAAUGUAACUGGAAUUUUUUCUUCUUCUCACGGGUGGGGGCUUAACUUCGGUAGGGCGGUUUGUUAUUAUUCUUUUCUCCCCACUAUGUGGGGGUUAACAAGCAAUUAAAAUGAUCCAAUACUGUAAUGGAUAUGUGUGUGUGUGCAUAUAUGAAAUGAUGUUCACCAAAAAUGUAUUUGUCUGUGUCUCUUAAGAGAUGUCGAAUCAGGAGAUUGAAGUUGGCAAAUUCCACCGGCAAAACUUUCCCCCACUUCCUCGUGGGAGAAAGCCUGUAUAUCAAAGGUCGACCUAGUGGGUUGACGUCUAGGCCAGUACUAGAGCAAAGCAUAAUAGGGUUCCUAAUUUGCUGAAAUUUCCACACUACUUCUUUUUUUGUUGUUGUUCUGUCCUUUCUCUUCGCAGAGUACAUUGUUAAGCAGGACUGUUUUAAAAGGCGGUUAGAAAGAUUCGCAGAGGAUAAGGCCACCAAUGGCUCUUCCUCAUGAUGCCUCCAGUAUCCAAGUCUCUGAAUCCUGGCUGCUGGGGAGCAUGAGUGAUUGAGUGCGGUUGUGCUCAUGUCCUGUCUGUGGGCUUUCCAUAGGCCUCUCUUUAGCCACUGUGGGGACACCAUUUGCCCUUGAAAGGUGGGAAUGAGAUUCCUCCCUGCAGUGGGCACAUCAACACCAUGCAUUGAAAGCACCACAAAACCAAUUUAAACAUUUGCAGCUUUCCGCCAAAGACUUCUGGGACAUGUAGUUUGUUAAGGGUGCCAAGAGGUGUUGGAAGGGGGAGGAAAAGGGGACUGAUCCUUAAACCAUUCUGGGAAUUUCAAGCUCUGUGAGGGGAGUAGGGACGGCCUAACAACGCUCAGCACCCUUCACAAACUACAGCUCCCAGAAUUCUCUAGGGCAAGCCAUGAUUGUUUAAAGCGAUGUGGUGGUGUUUUAAGUGUAAGGUGUGAAUGUGGCCUAGGUAGGCCUGGACUUGGGCCAUUGGCUGCUCUUUGCUAACACGACUGCUCACGGUCCCGUUAGGUUAACAAGCAGUUUUUACGUUCUUUAGCUGCUGGUUUUUGUCUUCACUCUGAAUGUAGCCGCAGAAGUGCGUGUGUGAGAGAGAGCAGGUUUUAUAUACAAAGGAAAGGCCAUCCUGCAAAGUUUCCAUCUCACAGAAACCUCCUGAGAGCCAGGCUGUCACUUUGAUCCCUGUAAUCGGAGCUUAUGAAUGACACUGUUGGGAGGCAACUCAGAGGCCUCUGCCUGCCAUAGCAAGGAGGGCGGAUUCCUCUCUGGGAAAAAGACCCUCUGUAGCAGUUGCUUUGUAGUAUUUAGGUGGCAUGUAAGGCCGACUCAGGAGGAAACGGGGGGAAUUCUGGGAUCUGCUGACGUUAUUGUGUGGUUAAAUGACUGCUGUUUGAAAAGGAAAGCCAAUCGAAGGGACCAAGAUUUUUUUAAUUUUCUUUGUUCACGUGAACGUUCCUAGGCAUUUUAUUAGCAAUAUUUCAGCUUGCCCUAUUUCCCGCUCUCUCCCUUUUCCCCACAAGUUGCUAGUGGGAGCUGGUGAAUCCAUCACUAAGAAGUGUUGAUCGCAAAAGGUCAGAUCCGUACUUUUAAAGCACCAUCAACACACAUUCACAGCACGUGGCCUCCCCCUAAAAAAAGAAUCCAUGGAACUGCAGUUUGUUAAAGGUGCUGGGAAUGUUAGCGCUCUGGGGGCACGGACUACAGUUCACAUAAUUCUUUUGGGAAAGUCGUGAGCAUUUAAUGUGCUUUAAAUUAUGUAGAUCUUUCCACAGGUCUGGCUUUUUUUGGGGGGGGAUGAGGCAAGGACGACAGAACUGUGUGUCUCAAUAUAUGACAGCGUAGGCUCACAGCCGUAUUAAGCGGAGCCACGAAGCAAGGAACAAUGUCAUCUUGAGAGGGUUUUCUAUUGCCCAGAUAACAAUCGUGCAGAGCCACCGAGCUUCACGCAGCUCGCCGGCCCUGUGUGGGAGUUCCAGGGCCCUCGCCAAACUUUGCUGCCUGCCUGGGACUGCAAAAACAGGUAGCGGGAGAUGUCUUGAGGCACGCCCCCUCACCCAGCCUGGCAGGUCACAAGGCGGAACACUUCCGUGGGGCUGAGCCUCCUCUCUUCCCCCCUUCCCCCCCUUUUAAUUGUAUAUUAUAAAUCUCUAUUUGUGGCUUACCUCAUAGGCAGUGUCUUAGGAAGCAUCGCUUCUCUGUUUGCUGCUUGUUGCACUUUAAAAACAAACAGAUAUUUCCUAUAACAUUGCACAGUCUUAACUUCGAUUACCGUAGCUUUAAACACUUGUUCCAGCAUCAAGAAGAGUAGCUUUAGAACCCCAGGGAGGAGAUCUGGUUCACUCUCGCAGCGCCAGCGCCUGCUCCAGAUCUCGCAAGUGGGAGGCGUCGGCGUCCUGCUUGCCGCAAACCCCACUGUCCGAAAUGGGGAGGACAAUGUAACUGGAGGGUGGCACUUAUUCUUCCCCCUGUCACCAGUUGUGCUCUUGGAGAGGGCUGGGAGAACAGUAGCGACACCGAGGAGGAGCAGAGCCCUGGAUCUCCCUCCUGGGAUAUGGGCCUCAGCCAGUGCCUGUCAAUUCUAGCACUUGGUUCCAGCCCUUAACAGUGGGGCACAACAGCACCACACUCUGUUGUCCCCUCGGAAACACUUUUUGUACUGCUGGGAGGGAAGUUCAGCAAUGCGGAAAUAAGUCGGGUUUUUUCCAGGAUCGGGACUUGCGUGCAGAAUUCUUGGAGGAGCAAUAGUCGGGGUUGUGUCCAAUGUUUCACACCCAUUAUGGACAUAAAUUUCAGCGAGUCUAAGCAGAAUUUAGUGGCAUACAAGCCUCAAGGUUUGCCCUCACUCAGCAACCAUCAAAGAAUGUUAUCAAAUAUAUCCACUGGAAGAACACUGGAUACCCCCCUUUUAAAGUACUAAUGCAUACGAGCUUGGUAUUUAUAUAUGUUGGGGAACAGAAUGCAAAUUAUGCCACGGAAGAAAUUAUUCAGCUGCUUAUCGCUCUUAAUUUAUUCUGGAGCCUGUAUAAUAGCUGCUCUUAAUUUUAAUGCAUAGAUCUGUGCUGGGGUGUUAAUAACUCGCUCUGAACUACUCAUGUCUUUGGUAGAGUUUUGCAAGGUUGCCUUACAGCUCUUCCCAUCCCCUGUCGCUUCUCGACCGCCCUCACCGUCCUCACUGUUAGCAUCUUCACGUCUGCACAAGAAAGCUUAGCUCAGAGAAAAGAAACUGGCAGGCAAGACUAGGUCUUUUAAUCUGGGACCAGCUGCAUGUUUAACUGGCUGAGAUUUCUAGCAUUGCUGUUGUUAAGCAACCAAGGUUCUAGUCCCUUGUGAUAACAGAGAAACGUUUCUGAACACAGGCAAAUAUGGCAAAUGGUUUUGGAGAAUUAUUAUUAUUAUUAUUUAGUGCAAGGCCUGAAGUUGGUGAAGGGGUAGAAGCAUGUCUGAAGUCGUAUUCUCCUAAAUCGGUUCGUAACCAGUCGAGCUGUCAUGGCUCCUGGCCAGGGAACUCAGGGACUGGGGUUCUGUGAAGGGGGUAUGCAUCUUAACAAAGAAUACUCAGCUGCCUCCUCACACUGUGGCUUGUGUCAGUUUCAUUUGUGGGGUGGAAGCUUACGUAACUCAUUUAAAAGAAGUUGUAGAAAGUGAGCUCUGAUGGGUAGCCGUGCCCUAUGCAACACAGAACUCUUUGCUGCUCAAAAUGUCAACAUAGCUAAUUCUAACCUAUUGAGAGGUUCCUGAUAAAAGGGACCAGUAUGGUGUAGGACAGGCAUCCCCAAACUGCGGCUCUCCAGAUGUUUUGGCCUACAACUCCCAUGAUCCCCAGCUAACAGGACCUGUGGUUGGGGAAGGUGGGAAUUGUAGUCCAAAGCAUAUGGAGGGCCAAAGUUUGGGGGUGCCUGAUGUAGGAGUUAGUGUGUCAGAUUUGUACUGGAGAGAAUCACUCUGAAAUCCCCACUCAAUAUCUGUGGCUUGCUCUCAGCCUUAGCUAUUUUAUAGGGUGGUUGUGAGAAUAAAAAAGUGGGGAGGGACCAUAAUAUAUACACUGUCCGAAAAUAAUUAGAGGAAAGAUGGGAUUAAAUAAUUGGGGGAGAGGCCCACUGCAUGCUCUGAAGGGAUGUGAUGCAGCAGCCAGCCUUGGGGUCACUACUUGGAAGGGAGAUCACCUGGAGACCACCCCCACAUUUGAUGCCCCCUGACUGCAUGGUGCUGAUAACGCCAAGGUUGCAGGUUCAAUCCCCCUAUGGGACAGUUGCAUAUUCCUGCAUUUGUAGGGGGUUGGACUAGAUGAUCUUUAGGUUCCCUUCUAACUCUACAAUUCUAUGAUUCUUUGGAUAAAGGCAGGGUCUAAAUGAAAUAGGGGGGGGGGGCACUGCAAGCUUAUAUCCACUUACCCAGAAGCAAGGCCUGUUGGGGUUAAAUGGGGCUUACUUCUGUGUAAGCAUGUCUAAGAGUGUAUGUAUAAAUGUGGCCGAAUGCACUUGCUGGAUAACAACACACUUGGCAAUCUUCGAGGGGAACAGAAGAUCAUGGCAGCAACAAUGGAACGAGCAGGUGGUGCCCAAGCUGCUGCUGGAGUCCUCAUCUUUGCAAGCACAAAGCAUGAUGGGAACUGUAUUUUUUGGGACUCCAGCCCCCUUGUGAAAUGGGAAACAGACUGACUUGCCUUUAAUAGUCUGUCAGGGCACAAAGCUUGUAAGCUGCUGCCGAAAUUAUCUCUUCUUUUAAAAACGCCUCGUUUUGAUCCAAAACAGCCAAUUGUUUGCGUAUAAACCGAGUUGCAAAUGAUAACACUUGAGCUCAGUGCGAGAGCUCAGUGUUGCCCAGCAAAGCUUGCUUGUUCUCAACAGAUUUUUUUUUUGGCUCGAGAUACAGGCCUGUCCUUUGCCUCUUUGCUGUCUACAUCUUCAAGCUGCUACAAAAAUAUGUGUAGGCAGUUUAAUAGAAGAGGGAACACUGCUGCAUAAAUGUAAGCAUAUUUUAAUAUCAUUUAGGCUGCAGUGUAGAAACGGGGGUGGUGAUCUGGCCUGGAAACCAUGUUCAGCCUUGCCUGUGAGCCCCAUUAAUCUCAUGUCUGUUUGUUUUUGGGGUUUUUGUGCAUCAGAUCUGUGACUGUGUCCAUUCCAAGCUCAUUGCACUUUUCCUCUUCCUCCUCCCUCCAAGGUCCCAUGUCCUGUGGGUGUUGCAGCCCUUAGCAUCUUUGACUGGAGAAAUGCAGCCUUGGUUUGGGUUGUUUAUAUGUCUGCCUGAAGUGCUGUACCGGUUAACCUUUAUGUCUGCAACUGCCUCCUGUGUGUUGCCUGUCAACGAGAUAAAUGUUUAAAAUGAAAUAAAUAAAAAUAAAACUCCAAAAAACUAUGCAAUAAAAGCAAUAGCAUGGAUAUCCAUCUCCUUGUUUUUUCCUGAGUGCAACAGGGGGAUUCAGCUGUACUGUGCCACGCAGAAGGAGACCCACCCAUAGCAUCUAUACGCUAUAAUCACCGUUUUCGUCAUGGGCCUGGGUGGGUAGAAGACAGUGGCUUUAAAUGAGCAUUAUGUCUGGCAGGUACUACUACCCUGCUUUGUUCUUCAGAUAGGGAGAUAGAUCUUGCACAACCUUUAUUUGCAAGACUUUAGGCAAGUCUUGGGGGUAGUUUAUAGCUCAUCACUUAGUUAAAAUGCUUUAAAACAGCCUCUACUGGGCACAGGGGCAGAGGAAGGGGG
Zootoca vivipara (common lizard) is the source of this 9938-nucleotide messenger RNA. RefSeq names its product sphingosine kinase 2 (gene SPHK2). Gene Ontology annotation, cellular component: cytoplasm; intracellular membrane-bounded organelle; membrane. Gene Ontology annotation, biological process: sphingosine biosynthetic process; positive regulation of apoptotic process; sphinganine-1-phosphate biosynthetic process. NCBI's taxonomy places the organism in Eukaryota, Metazoa, Chordata, Lepidosauria, Squamata, Lacertidae. The record is from RefSeq and is a predicted model, not a curated record.